GAAUAUGGUAGCCUAAACCCUGACGAAACCACCACCACUUUCUCACUUUUGAGAAUUGUUUUCCUCUCUUUCCUCUCUUUGCAAUAUGCAAAAAAGUGACUUUAUUGACUAACAGCCAUAAAAGCCAUUUAUUACCCUUUACAACAGCUUGACACACAGGAUCAGUCCAAGAUCCAAGUAAACUGUACACGGUGAGGAAAACCUCUGCCUCGACAGAAGUUCCUCCUUAUGUCUUAACAACAAAAUGUUUAACUUGGAUGUGAAGAGAAGGCGUUCUAGUUAAAGGAUAAACAAUAACCAGGCUGAUGACGUUACUGCCGGGCUCGCGGUGGCUGCUGUUGGCCUUCUUUCUGGUGUUUACCCCCGUGUCUGUCGAAGCCUGUUUGACUCAGGACUUCACCUGCGCUCAGGGGUUGUGUGUGCCUGAGGACUGUGUGUGUGACUUUACUGACAACUGCGGAGACAGCAGCGUUGAAGAAAACUGCUCCAGAUGUAAGAGGUGUGACUUUGAGGAGGGAUUCUGUGACCUGACCCAGAGCUCGAAGGAGCUCUCUGGAUGGAUCAGAACGACUCAGGCCCCAGGACUCAGUCAUGACCACACCAACAACACAUCAGCAUACUUCCUGUCCCUUCUACCUGUCAAAGGAAACAGAACCACAGCAGACCUGAGCAGUCCCAUCUUCCUGCCCAGUCAGACUUGCCAUAUGAGUUUCUAUCAUUAUUUUGGGACAAAACAUGGAGAUCUCCAGGUGUUGGUUCAGACUCAAACACUGGAUCAGAGCACAGAGGUGUGGAAAAGCUCUACGCAAUCACAGACGGAAAUGUGGAUGCAGACGGUGAUCAGCAUUUCCAGUAAUGACAGUUUUCAGGUGCUGAUUCGGGGACAACUUUCAGCAGACAGCGAAGCCUCCGAGGUCCUGGCCGUGGAUGACCUAUCCUUCAGUCCUGGCUGUGUGACUGUGACUGAAAACAGUGUACCAACUCCUGUCUGCCCUCCCUCAUGGUUUGCCUGUGGUGAUGGGAAGUGCAUCGAGGAGAGCAAAGUGUGUGACUUCACCCCACAUUGUCACCAUGGAGAGGACGAAGCCAUCUGCUCCUCUGAGUGCGACUUUGAGAACGGUUCUUGCGGCUGGUACGAGCUCACCCUUGGUGAUGGCUUUGACUGGGUCAGGGGCUCAUCUGUUGAGGUACCUCCACAUUACUAUGGUGACCCGCCACCUCUGGACCACUCUACAAAUAGCACCAAAGGCCACUUCAUGUUUAUAUGGAAGAACAGUAGCAGCCUCUAUCCAAGUGCUGUUCUCCGAGGACCCUGGUUCACACAAUCCGCUUCCGGGUGCACCAUGACCUUUUGGCAUUAUAACUCAGGCAUAUCCGUGGGGGCUACAAGUAUGUUCCUUCGAGUCAAAGGAGUCCAAAACAACACUGUCAUAUGGAGGACUUUGUAUGACCAGGGACCCCACUGGAACCAGACCACUGUACAGCUGGGGCGCAUCACCCGGCCCUUUCAGAUUGCUCUGACUAAGAUCAGCCUCGGCGUAUUUGAUGGGGUCUCUGCCUUGGAUGAUGUCACCUUCAAGAACUGUUCGAUGCCCCCCGCAGUGUCGGAGUGCCCCUCACACACGCAUUUCCACUGUGUGCACACAAAGGCAUGUGUGGAGUACUUGCAGCUCUGUGACCUUGUGGAUGACUGUGGUGAUGGAUCUGAUGAGGAGGGAUGUUCUCCAGAGCUGCAGUGUAACUUCGAGCACGGGCUGUGCAGUUGGAAACAAGAACAGAGUGGAGGAGAUGCGUUUGACUGGACUCGCAUCCAAGGCCCCACUCCAACGUUUAACACCGGGCCCUGGAAGGACCACACACUGGGCACGAGCUACGGCCACUACCUCUACAUCGAGUCCUCUGCGCCCCAGAAGUUCAAGGACACGGCUGUGUUGCUGAGCAGAGUCUUCCAACCCACCCAUCAGCGUAGCAAGAACCUGUCCACGUCCCGCCAACACUGUGUUUUACGCUUCCAUUACCACAUGUUUGGCUCACAUGUGCUCUGCCUGGCAGUGUACCUCAGGACCACAGCUACAGGCCGUGGGUUCAUGCUGUGGGUUCGAUAUGGAGACCAAGGAAACCUGUGGCACAGGAAAACUCUCUACCUCAGCAGUGUGCGGCCUUUCCAGAUUUUGAUUGAAGGUACAGUGGGAGAUGAUUUUAAUGGAGACAUUGCCAUUGAUGACCUCUCCUUCCUGAACUGCGACCUUUAUGAUGGAGAGCUGCCUAAACCGAAUACUACAACCCCUGCAGUGACGACCCCACCCCCCACAGUUCAGCCCCACAGCUGCCCUGAUGGAGAGUUUGCAUGUGGGGCCCACAGGGAGUGUGUCGCCAACAGCAAAGUUUGUGACUUCAGACGAGAUUGUUCUGAUGGCUUAGAUGAAUUAAGUUGUGUGAAGGAGCUGUGUGAUUUUGAAGGCGGUGACACUUGUGGUUGGGAGGGUGCCGACUCCUCUUUGGUCCAGGACCACUCAUUUCACUGGUCACCUGACCAAGGGGAGAGCAUUCAUGAUGGAGAGGAGUACCACCGUCCUAUUAACGACCACACACUAGGCAGUCCAGAAGGUUGGUAUUUGUGUGCAGACAGUUCAAACGGUGGUUAUGGGCAAACUACUGACCUCCAGACACCUGUCAUCUCCUCCACUGGACCACAGUGCACUCUAGUCUUCUGGUACUACAUGACUGGCUUCACAGUGGGAUCACUGAAAGUGCUGUUGAAUAAUGGAAACGUCUCUGAUGAGGUUUGGUCUCAGACUGGCAACCAAGGCAACAAAUGGAGACAAGGCGAAGUGUUUUUGGGGUUAUUAAGCAACUUUCAGGUGGUGUUCAGGGCGAAGCGAGGGAUCAGCUACAUGGGCGAUUUGGUGAUAGAUGAUGUCAGCUUCCUGCACUGCUCGCCACCUCUUCCUUCAGACCAGCCGUGCUCACCUGAGCAGUAUGCCUGCGCUAAUGGCAACUGCAUCCCUCAGGACAACCUAUGUGACUUCAUUAACCACUGCGGGGACAACUCUGAUGAGGACCCCUACAUCUGCAAGGGCUUUAGCGGACGCUGCAGCUUUGAGUUUGACCUCUGUUCCUGGCGUCAGUGCCGACAGGACGACUUUGAUUGGCGGAUCAAAGCGGGCAGCACUCCGACAGUUGGCACGGGGCCAUCGAGUGACCACACUCUGAGGGAUUCCUCAGGGCACUACCUUUACCUGGAGAGCUCCUUCCCCCAGGCAGCUGGAGACAUCGCCCGCAUAUCAGGACCAUUACUGAGCCGCAGGAGCUCACAGUGCAAGAUGCGUUUCUAUAUUCACAUGUCCGGAGAUGGCAUUGGAACCCUCAGCGUGCUCAGGAAAAGCAGUGGACAGCUUCAUCUCCUUCUGAACCUGACGGGAGAUCAGGGCAACUACUGGCAGCUGAGGGAGAUCCCUCUGAGUGACACCAGUGACUUUCAGGUCAUAUUUGAGGGCAAGGUUGGCGGAAGUCCAAAGGGUGACAUCUGCCUGGAUGAUAUCACCUUCUCUCCAGGGUGUUUGCUUGCCUCCUCAGCGAAGGAAGCUGACAGCACGCCUUCGCCUCCUGCAGGUUUCUGUCCUUCAGGCUUCCUGCCUUGUGAAAAUGGCCGCUGUUUCACUCCGGGACAGAGAUGUGACUUCACAGAUGACUGUGGCGAUGGCACUGAUGAAAAGCAUUGUGGGAGUUCCUGCACGUUUGAGGACGGUCGCUGUGGCUGGCAGAGCUCCCUGGCUGAUAAUUUUGAUUGGACUCUGGGAACUGGAUCUAUUGAAAAAAUACGGCCUCCCUAUGAUCACACUCUGAUGGAUGAAACUGGUCAUUUUGUCUAUCUGGAAGCUACGCCAGUGGGACUCAAAGGUGACAAAGCUCAUAUUAGGAGCUCUGUUUGGAAAGAGUCGAGCGCCAUCUGCAAGCUCUCCUUCUGGUACUACAUUUCCCAUAAGGCCUCUGGAACAAUCCGCCUGCUGAUCAAGACAGAGAACAACUUGUGGGAGGCGUGGAACAAAACAGGGCAUCAAGGGAAUAAUUGGAACCACGCAGAGGUCCCCCUGAGGAAGCUGAGGAACUUUGAGGUGAUAUUUGAGGGGAUUCGCUCGUGGGACUUGAGUGGAGGUGCUGCCCUGGAUGACCUGGAGUUUAUAGACUGUGCCCCAAGUGUGGUACAGUCAGUCAUUUGUCCUGCAGUCACAGAUUUUGUGUGUCAGUGUGGCUACUGCAUUGAGUCCCACCUGGUGUGCGACAACAAGGCCGACUGCGCUGAUGCAUCAGAUGAGAUAGACUGUGACUACAUCUUUGGCUUGCCAGGUGCUUGCAGUUUCAACAUGGGUAAAAACCAAUGGGAAGAGACCUGCCAGCUUUCUCAGGAUGCUGAUGAUGACUUUGAUUGGAGGAUCGGUCAUCAGACUGAGACUCCAGGAGCUGGACCUCACGGUGAUCACAGUCCUGGUGGCGGAGGGAACUUCAUGUACAUAAACUCAGCCAUUCAGAGGGAGGGUGACAUUGCCAAAGUAACAACCAGGACUCCAUUCCCAGCCAGUAUCGGCCUGUGUCACCUGCGCUUCUGGUUCUACAUGCAUGGCUCUGAUAGGAUGGGAACGCUGAAGGUCUACACUGUUGGACCCAGUGGCACCAGUCUGCUGAUGUGGGCAGCCACUGGAAAUCAUGGUAACCGGUGGACAUAUGCUAAUGUCAUCCUGUCCAACCCAGCGCCUUUCAGAGUGACCUUCCAGGCAGAGGUGGGUGGGGACAUGUGGACAGACAUUGCCGUGGAUGACAUCUCUUACACUGCAGAGUGUUUGGCCGAAGAACCUUUGACUCCCCAGCCUCUGACAUGUGGCGUGGAUCAGUACCAGUGUGCGUACUCCCUUCAGUGUAUCCCAGCCAGUUGGAGGUGUGACGGAGAGCUGGACUGUGCCGACAGGUCCGACGAAGAGUUUUGUCCCUCUGCGGUACCUGGCACUGUCCCUCCUCAGGAUAAGUGUCCCGCUGGACAUUUCCAGUGUUCAAAUGAUCUCUGCCUGCCUUCCAUACUGCGUUGUGACAGAGUCCCAGACUGCCCCAAUGGAGAGGAUGAGUACAGCUGCCCCCUGCUGCAGUGUGAGCUGGGAGAGCUGGUGUGUGAAGGUUCCCCUGGUUGUGUCCCACUUCAGCGGCGUUGUGACCACUCUGCCGACUGUCUUCCUUUUCACUCUGAUGAGUCGAGCUGCCAUGAGUGUCCUCGACUGUAUUGUCUAGAUCGAGGCUCAUGCCUUGUGGAGAGACACGGGCCCGUCUGCAAGUGUUAUCCAGGAUGGACAGGCAACCGCUGCCACGUGAAGGAGAAACUGUCUCUCACCACUGCCACGGCCAAACCAGAGGACACACAGCUGGAUGCUGUGUAUGUUGGCAUCGCCAUCGGGCUGCUGCUGCUGGUAGCCGGAGUCGCUGUCUGCGUUUUGGCUUUGUGCAAGAAACGUUGCUACUCCAUAAAGCCCAGCUCGAUGCCGUACGGGGUGAUGGAUAGCCCAGACUGCGACUGGAGAGCAAAGCUCCCGUCCCCGUGUGAAAGGCCAUGUGGUUGUCCCAGAGUUAACCCUGGGAUGAGUGAUGGUCGGGGGCUCUCCAUCAGUGUCUACCCCUGGACGAGGGAGGUGGAGCAGGAUUCGACCUGGAAAGAUGCCAAGCGCUCCUUCGCCAACCCAUUGUACAAUUACUCCCCUGAUGCUAAUAGGGCUGACUGCAAAAGCUCUCAAGCAUAGAAACAAUAGACUUCACAUAUUGACACUGCAGUAGAUCUGGGUCAGACACUGUGUGCACAUACUUGAUGAGUCUGUCUCAACCUGCUGAGGUGCCAACAGGAGGGGAGACAAUGUUAAGAUUGGUAUAAAGUCUGGAUAUUUUGCAAGGAGGUAUCUGAAUCUCAGUUCUAAUACACUUCUGUUGCUGUUGUGUUUGACAGCUAAAUUAUCAGUUAAUCAAAUGAAUGUGAACAUGAUGCUCCAAACCCAUCUGUUACUCAGUAUGAAAAAUUAAACCUAAAUUGGCUGCACACUUGCCCAUAACUGUUAAGUUCAAUACAAAUUGUGUCCAAAUAAAAACCAAUACAAUUUGCGUUAAUAAAACACUUGAGAUGG
Molecule: messenger RNA, 6155 nt
Organism: Scatophagus argus
Lineage: Eukaryota; Metazoa; Chordata; Actinopteri; Scatophagidae
Gene: malrd1
Product: MAM and LDL receptor class A domain containing 1
Exons: 33
Coding region: 306-5780 (1824 amino acids)
Cellular component (GO): membrane
Molecular function (GO): protein binding
Source: RefSeq, a predicted model, not a curated record